Messenger RNA from Zootermopsis nevadensis, 2842 nucleotides. RefSeq names its product HEAT repeat-containing protein 3. Gene Ontology annotation, biological process: ribosomal large subunit biogenesis; protein import into nucleus. The record is from RefSeq and is a predicted model, not a curated record. NCBI's taxonomy places the organism in Eukaryota, Metazoa, Arthropoda, Insecta, Blattodea, Termopsidae.
GUUGUCAGCCCUGAGAAGCAUUGGCCAUAGGAAUAUGGCUACCUCGUGUGUGACAUGUGCUUCAGAAGUGAAUUUUACUGCGUAAAUUGAAUGAUAUACUGAUUUGAUAUUGAAACCAGCACAUACAAAAUGGGCAAGUCUAAGCGUAAUAAAGUGAGGACGAAAGCUAAAAAUCCAACUGGUCUUCCCAGCGUUCGAGAUAUUGAACGGGAGGAAAGUGAGUUUGGUGGUGGAGAUGCAGACCACAUGUCUGAACAUGAAUCUACAAUUCAGAAUCUGCUUGAAAUGUUACAGUCUCCAAAUGCAGAAGACAAAAUUAUUGGACUACACAUGUUAGCUACUGUGUUUGAUGUUCCUGAAUCUGUGGAAGAUGUUAUGAAGCAUAAAGUAGUGAAAGUAGCUGCCCCACUGCUGUUUGACCAGAGUACAACAGUUAGGAAUGCUGCUGCUGGAGCAAUCAGAAAUUUGAGUGCAUGUGGAAGUCAUGAGAUUUGUAAUUUGCUUGUUGAGCAAGAUGUAAUGACACCACUUUCUGCAUUGAUCCAGAAGUAUGCUGCAGAUUGGCAACCAACAAAAAAGAAAUUGGAGGACGAUAAGGUAGACGAACUGACAGACACUUUCACCCAGGCAGUGCACUUGUUGUGGAACCUGUGCGAAAGUAACAGUGUAGCAGUGAAGUAUUUCAACAAUGGAAACUUAUUGCCUGUUCUUGUCAAGUGUCUAGAAGUUGAUGUAUUUGGAGUGGAUACAACAAUUGCAGUUGCUCACUGUCUGCUGAUUGUGACAGAGGAUAAUCCAACAUCCGUUAGUAAGCUGCAGGGUUUCAGUACUUCCAUUCACAAACUCCUUGAACUUGAAGGCAGUGAAUCUGCUACGCUACUUCUCAGGACUCUGGCUUGUGGUUUGGUACUUAACUUGAACUAUGGUAAGGUGUUAAGUCUGUCACCUACCAUCAUGACUCAGCUGUUGUGUAAUCUGUCAACUACCCUAAGUGUUGAUCAUCGCAAGGUCCUCAACAGUUUUACAAGCAGCUUGCCCCUCAAUGAAGUAGUUGAAACCCCAACUCACCACGAAGAGGUGUUGAAGUCUGUCACUGUAAUGGAGUAUCUUUUGGAAGCUCAGAAGAUUGCUGUUGAGUUAUUGGCAAACAUCUGUUCUGAUGAUGAUGCUGAUGAGGAUGCCAUGGAUCAAGAUUCAUCUGACAGCUGCAGUGAUGGUCUGUUGAGUGAUUCAGAAUUAGUAGAGGAGGAUGACAUUCCAUCAACUGAGAAACUGUGUCUCAGUAUACCUUCAGAGGUUCAUGAAGCUAUAGUGAGUGGUCAGUUAGUGCAGAAGAUAUUAGAAAAUACUCAGUUACCUGCUGAAAAUGUGUGUGAAAUCCUGAAGAGUCAUGUUGAUGGGAAACAUGUAUUUAACAAGUUGUUGACAUUGAGAUGCCAUGCAUUGUUGUGUCUGAGCAACCUUCUUGCUGGUCUUGACAUACAAGACCUGGGUGGACCAAAAAAUGUUUACGAAAUGUGGCGUAGCAUAGGCUCACUUAUUUUUAAGCAGCCAGAAGUGACUGACACUAGAUUCCUGGAAGCAGCCACAUCUGCAUUGAGAGCAACACUCCAGAAACUUGCUGAAGUCCAGUGUAAUUUGUUUGGGCAGUUAACAGAAUCAGAUUUGCAGCUAAUGUUUAACACUGUGCUGCAAUGCCCAGACACGAAUGUUAGAGCCAACCUCAUCAGGAGUGUUGGCAUGUUGGGCAUGAUUCUCGUUAACUCCGUGGAACCUGAUGGUCAAACAUUGCUCAAGAACAUUGGCAAGUUCCUUCUGGAGGUAUGUGGUCGAGAAUCUGAGUUGUGGGUAGUGGCUGAAGCUGUUGACACGGUAAUAGAUGUCUUUGGAGAGGAUGAGACAGAUAAUGCAGCAGCACACAUUAACCUUGUAGAGAAGUUGAAAGCAUUGUUGCCAUCACUUAAACACAAGGUGCGUCUUCAAAGGAAGUCUCUAGGUGAUCAUUAUUUAGUGGUUACAACAGUCAAUACAAACCUCUGUCGCUUCAUCAAAUAUAAAUCGAAACGGGUCUCACACAUUGGUCAGCCCAAUGGUCAUGACUUAUAAACUGUUGAUCAUGUCAGAGCAAUGUUUUACAUUUUAUUUAUUUUGGUUAUUAUACCAUUAAAUGUCUUGUUUUCAUAAUUUUCCAUGAAAGUUUUGUGUCUUUCAUAACAUCACGUACUGUCUUGGAAUAUGCGCAAUCUUAGAACAUGGUGUUGUACAGUAUUACAACUGUUUUAUAUUACGAUAUAUAAAAUAUGCCUUUAACCUUGUUGUCACACAAGUGAAAGCAUAUAUUUAGGUGUCUGAAAAUAUUAAUUGUUUUCAGUUUUAAUUUACUUUGUUCAGGGCUGUAGGUAUUCACCAACAGUGGUUUAUAAAAUUUUCAUUAAUUUUGUUGGGCUUUGCUCUGAAAAUUUAUCAGAAAAAAUUGUUUCCCUUGUGAGUCUUUUAUUUUGAAAAUACAAUAUGUGAUUGGAAAAUGUGAUAUUAUAUUUGUUGAAAUGGAACAUGAAAGGUAUAAUUUUGUUAACAUGAAUGUUUACAUAAAACCCUAUUUCUAGUUGAAUUUUAAGCAAAUUUUAUACCAAACAGUGUGAUGAAAUGAAGGUUGACGAAAAAGCAUUUUCUUUGCAAUAUUUUUUGCAUACAUUUGCAUAAACAAGCAUUAUUUUGAAAAUUCAUAGUCAUAUAUGUUUGCAUUGAACUCAUGAUAUUACACAGAAAAUGAAUUCAUAUGUGAGGUACAAUUGUUUUAUAAACAUUUAGAAUUUGAAAUAAAAUAAUACUGAUUGAUUUA